This is a messenger RNA of Anguilla anguilla (European eel), 1616 nucleotides long. It is a transcript of the gene ufd1l, whose product is annotated as ubiquitin recognition factor in ER associated degradation 1. NCBI's taxonomy places the organism in Eukaryota, Metazoa, Chordata, Actinopteri, Anguilliformes, Anguillidae. The coding region runs from base 177 to 1181 and encodes 334 amino acids. The transcript is spliced from 8 exons. The record is from RefSeq and is a predicted model, not a curated record. Gene Ontology annotation, molecular function: polyubiquitin modification-dependent protein binding. Gene Ontology annotation, cellular component: VCP-NPL4-UFD1 AAA ATPase complex.
GGCACAGUUUCACUGCAGAUUUCUCAAGUGCAUAAAUUGUGUUUCACAUUAUCAACAUGGUUUGUCACAUCUCUGGUAGCUUUUUGAGGUUGCAAGCAUUAUUGUUGUUGAGCAUAAUUUUUUAAUUCAAGUCCUUGAAUUUGUUUGUGAUAUGAUGACUUUUCAUUAUUUGUUGUAUGAUGGAAACAUGUUAUCCAGCAUGUUAUUCAUCGCUUAAUGUGGGAGCGAUAAAGCCUUUCUUACGCCCCUGUGCAUGUGCACAUAGCCACACACUCACAGCCUGUACCUCAGCUUCAAGGUGCUUUCAGUCCGGUCUCUACCGGGAACCUGACAGACUGGUGUGGUGGAAGCAUGGCUGCUCACGCAGUAGAACAGGACCUAGGAAGAGCAUUGCAGCUAUUGCAGUAAACGGGCACGAUUUACUGCCGGCCACAGCUUGUGGAUGCUAUUUCUACACAUUACCAACAUAUUUUUGUUGUGUACCUGUAACUAUGAUGGAUGUGCACACUGCUGGUUCUUCUGUGUCACAUUUUCCCCCACAGAUGAUGCAGAACCUGCUGCUGGAAGAGGGUGGACUGGUGCAGGUGGAAAGUGUUAACCUCAUGGUGGCCACAUACUCCAAAUUCCAGCCCCAGAGUCCAGAUUUCCUGGACAUCACCAACCCCAAAGCAGUAUUGGAAAAUGCAUUAAGAAACUUUGCAUGCCUGACCACUGGGGAUGUUAUUGCAAUAAACUACAAUGAAAAGAUCUAUGAACUGCGGGUUAUGGAGACCAAGCCAGAUAAGGCAGUAUCCAUCAUUGAGUGUGAUAUGAAUGUGGAUUUUGAUGCACCGCUGGGUUAUAAAGAGCCAGAACGCCGCUCCCAGCAUCCUGAAGAGCCUUCAGAGGAAGAGGGUGACCCCAGCAGUUAUGCCGAAAUGGACCUUGGAUUCCGUGCAUUCACUGGCUCGGGAAAUCGUCUGGAUGGCAAGAAGAAAGGCAUUGAGCCCAGUCCCGCUCCCCUCGAUCCCAGUGACAUCAGAAGGGGGAUUCCCAACUAUGAAUACAAAAUCGGGCGGAUUUCCUUCAUCAGGAAUUCACGACCUCAGCCCAAGAAGACUGAUGAUGAGGACACCAUGAGCCGUUUCAUCGCUUUCUCUGGGGAGGGACAGUCUCUACGCAAGAAAGGAAGGAAACCGUAGAGAAGCUACGGACACAACUGUGCACAGGCUGACCAGAGACUGCAACUGCAAUCGCUACAUGGAAUAACAAAGAAAUUCCUCAUGUAAUCUCAGAACCCUAAAACAAAAUACGUUUUCUUUCUCACCUAACGGAUUAAUUUUCAUUUUCAUUUUUUGUUAAUACAACUCUAUAUCCUUCAGAACAGUGCAGUUCUUCUUUGAGAAUAUGACUGCAUUUUUAAAGGUUAGCAUUGGUCCGGUAAGUUUAUUAAAAUGUUUGAGAAAAGCUGUAUCCUUGAAGGAAGUGGAGCAGCCUUGGGAUUUAAAAAAAUAAUCUUUUUUUUUUUUGGUGUUAUUUAUCAAGUUUAUAUUCCAGAUCACCAAUUGCUGAAAACGAGGGGAAAAUGUACUAUUUGUAUAUGCACACAAUACAAUAAAUGAGUGUUUUGAAUAAAA